CUUACACUGCGAUGCGUUGCGGUCAACAUAUUUGCUGAGGUGGGCGGUUGGCUCAGCAAAUGCCGCAACGUUCGUCACGAACAACACGGCGAUGUAUGGUCAUGCUCAUGUAUUGGUCUAUCGAGACCAUCUACAUGUAGAUAUCGGUAAGUACAUGUAUGCGCCCCGAUGUGCUGCGGAUAACAACGGUGUUGAUCACAACACGGAGACCAAAACUUCGUUGCGUUGGUGCAACAAACAAUUUUUUUAUCUUGACUUUACUAUUUCACAGUCAAAACCAUUUGGUGUCCAGUACAUCACACAAACCAACCACAGAUAUCUUCUGGCCAAGCACGACAUGGCGGACUCGAACGCGAAGCUCAACUCCUUGUUCGGCAAGAAGAAGAAGAAAAAAUCCACGACUGUCAACGCCAACGUUAUCGUUAAGACCAGCGCGCAGAAUGCCGUGCGUGCUGCUGCCGAGCGCGCCGCUGCGGCCGCUCCCAAGCCCUCUCCGAAAGCCACGGCCCCUGCUGCCACUGCUUCAGGCAAAGUGUUGUCGGACCUGUCAUUGAGCAGGGAGGAGGAGCAGGAGAAGGCUUCCUUCCAGUGGGCGAAGCAACCCAAGAAGUACAAGAACUUGAGCGAGAAGGAGGCGGUGGCUACCACGUGGGCCGAGCAGGAAGAGCGCAACCGCGUGAAUCGCCGCAUCCAGCUGGACAACGAGCGCGCCUUCCCGUCGCUGGGUGUGGACGCAGCCAAAGCCCAGCUACAUGGUAUGAAGGCUCCCACUACCAAGGCCGUCGAGACCAAGAACGUCUGGGCUUCGCUGCAUGACGACGAGGAUGAGGACUAAAUCGAUAGAGCGAUUCGUGCCACAGCUCUGUACUGGGGAAACAACGAACAAAUUCUGGAGCUUAUAGUGUCCAAAACAACGUUACAAAGAGGUGGUAGGUGCUCUGCCUGGCCGAGACGAGCUGGGAGAAUUCUGCUGCUCAUCUAUGUGACGGCUGGUCGGUCGAGUGACCGAACCGCGGCAUGAGGUGCAUCAGGCGCAGGUGAAUCGUAAUAGAAUGAAACAUCAAAAAGAGUCGAACGAGCAAAACAUCAACUAGUAAAA
This is a messenger RNA of Phytophthora infestans T30-4, 1099 nucleotides long. RefSeq lists its product as uncharacterized. The transcript has a single exon. The coding region runs from base 338 to 835 and encodes 165 amino acids. The record is from RefSeq and is a predicted model, not a curated record. Lineage: Eukaryota; Oomycota; Peronosporomycetes; Peronosporales; Peronosporaceae.